Echinostoma caproni is the source of this 1344-nucleotide messenger RNA. Lineage: Eukaryota; Metazoa; Platyhelminthes; Trematoda; Plagiorchiida; Echinostomatidae. The record is from the annotation of a GenBank genome assembly.
AUGGUUUGGUUUUUGAGGCCUCCUUUCCCUGUCAAAGUAUGGAAUACUUUCUUAGUGUAUAUCUCGGCUUUGAUUUAUCUCUAUAUUCCGGAUAAUUUAUUAGUGGCAGGCACCGUCGAACAAUUGCUUGAAAAAGGGACUCGCCUGAUGGUUGGAGGACAGUUGAAUGACGCCCUGGCUGUUUUUAUGCAGGCAGUUGGUAAGUAUGACGAGUUCGAUAAGCUAUACUCUAUAGAUGAUGAUCCCGAAAAUCAUCUGACUUACUUCAGGCGAGGCACCGCUUACUUCGCCUUAGGCAGCAUACGUCUCGCUUACAUGGAUUUUACUCAAUCCAUAAAGCUAAAUGCUGGUUUCAGACCGACUCCUGAUGACCCGGAAGCCGCUGCCCAACUCACUUUUAUAGACGAGUUGGAUAUCAAAUACAACCUUGCUGAAAGACAUUUUGAGAACAGAAAUUUUGAAGAAUCGAUGUUUUUGCUAAAUUCGCUCAUCGAUACGAUAAGUUUUGAUCAUAAGCUUCGGAAAAUGCGUUCGAGAUGCUACUUUGAGCAAGGCGAUAUUCAAAAGGGUAUUCAAGACCUUCGUAAUGCCGUCCAUAUGCUCAAUGACAAUAGAGAGGGCUUAUUAGAGCUGUCGGUCACAAUGUACGAAAACGGAAUGGCAGCACAAUCUCUUGAAGAGAUCCGUGAAUGUCUCCGUCUCGAUCAAGAUGACAAGGAGUGCAUGAAGCACUAUAAAAAAAUAAAAAAGCUUGCGAAAGCCGUAAGCAAAGCGCAGGAGGCUCACGAAGCAUCGCAGUUCUCCGGAUGUAUUCAAAACGCAUUGGAGAUGCUAAAACUGGAGCCCGACAGACCAGCGUACCAGGCUCAAGCCAAACAAUAUCUAUGUCACUGUUAUGCUAAAGUACACAAGGAGAUUCAGCCCAGUCAGGUCUCNNNNACAACCAUUCGAGUUUGUCAAUCCAUCUUGGACGAGGACCGAAGAAAUCAACGUGCGCGAGAACUUUUACAGCGAGCACAAAAGCUGUUGAAAAAUAGCAAACGGAGAGACUACUACAAAAUCCUGGGCGUUAGUCGAUCGGCCAGCAAGGCUGAAAUACUAAAAGCUUAUCGCAAGUUGGCAGCAAAAUGGCAUCCAGAUAAAUAUGAGGGGAAAGACAAAAAGGCUGCAGAGGCGAAAUUCAUUGAAAUUGCCGCUGCAAAAGACGUCCUCACAGAUCCGGGCGUGCUUUGGACACUAUGGUCCGAGGUUCGAGCCCGGCCACCGCCACCCAAUUGCGGAAUGCAUUACUCACCUAGUCCGAUCCCACUGCUCAUCUACAUUAUCAUGUUGAAGCGUACUUAG